Fragaria vesca subsp. vesca is the source of this 1431-nucleotide messenger RNA. RefSeq lists its product as uncharacterized. The record is from RefSeq and is a predicted model, not a curated record. The transcript has 2 exons. The coding region runs from base 1 to 1431 and encodes 476 amino acids. Lineage: Eukaryota; Viridiplantae; Streptophyta; Magnoliopsida; Rosales; Rosaceae.
AUGAACCCAAGCGACCCAGACCAGGACGUCCCCCCCUCCCCCUGGAACAAAAUUUGGGAACUCGACGUUGAUGGAUCCUCUAACAACAGGCUCAAUGGAGCAAGGAUAAUAAUCACAGACCCAGAGGGCCAUUCUUAUGAAUAUGCUCUCCGGUUUGAAUUCAAAGCGUCCAACAACAUAGCUGAAUACGAGGCCCUCAUAGCCGGCAUUCAGCUCUAUCGAGAACUCGGAGCCCUGCACAUCCACAUAUUCAGUGAUUCUCAACUUGUGGUCAAUCAAGUGGCAGGAGACUUCAAAGCCAACCAGAACAACCUGGGAUCCUACAAAAGUCCAGCUGGCACCCUCCUACAACACUUCACAUCUUACAAGCUCACCCAAAUCCCAAGGGCCAUGAACUCCAAGGCAGAUGCUCUCGCGAGACUCGCCACAGCACCUCCCGAGUCCACGCCACCAGAUCUGCACAUAGAAAUCUUGGACAAACCUAGUAUUUCGAAGGCUUAUUCAAAAAUCUUUGCCAUAGAAACACCUAGCCAACCCUCAUGGAUGGACCCAUAUGUGGCCUUCCUUUCUAAUGGAACCCUGCCCUCGAAUGCACAAGAGGCACAUCGAUUACGCCACAAAGCUUCACUCUACUUGCUUAGAGGAGGGAAGCUAUACCGCCGUGGACAGUCAUGUCCCCUUUUAAGGUGCUUGCCAACAGCAGAAGGGCACAAACAAGAUGCAAAGGCAGUUGUCCAAACAUGCCUUCACUGCCACAAAUUUGCAGAUUUUUCCCGCCGUCCCUCAGUUCCAUUAUCUGUCAUCAUUUCCCCAGUCCCUUUCAGCCAGUGGGGACUCGACUUCAUAGGGCGGCUACCCACAGCCCCGGGACAACUCAAAUUUGCUAUCGUCCUGGUGGACUAUAACACCAAAUGGAUAGAAGAAGAGCCCCUUGCUACAAUCACAACCGAAAAAGUGAUAAACUUCCUAUGGUGUAAUUUAUACUGCCGGUUUGGGGUACCACAAGCCAUCAUCACAGAUAAUGGGACACAAUUUGACAAUGAGACAUUCAGAGAAUUCCUCUUUGAGCAAGGCACAACAAUCUUCUAUGCCUCCCCAGGACACCCCCAAACCAAUGGCCAAGUGGAAGCUAUAAACAAGCUCAUCAAGCAAAACCUGAAGAAACGCCUAGAAGAUGCUAAAGGGUUAUGGGCUGCCAAGCUUCCGGAAGUCCUCUGGACACUUCGUACUACUCCAACAGUAGCCACAGGGGAAUCCCCAUACCUCUUAUCCUAUGGCACCGAGGCAGUGAUCCCUGUAGAGAUGGAGGUCCCGAGUGAACGUGUCACAGCAUAUGAUCCCGAGACAAACACCGCGGGACUGCAUCUCAACAUGGACCUUCUCGAGGAGCACCGGGACAGAGUACAUCUCAAGAAUGUCAACAAUAAAUAA